GAAGACUAUUCACUCGUUGCCAUGAAACUGAAGUGAGAAAAAGGAUAAGGAGCCAAACUGUGAGAGCUCUAAACCAAAAAUGAGCUUCACAUUCAACCUCCAUGUUCCCAAAGCUCUGCCUCCUCUUCCCUCUUCAUCACGUGGAACAACUUCUCUCUUCUUUUCUUCCAAGCACAAAUCAUACCACAACAACACUAGUCCUAGCCAAUCACUACGUAUAACAUGCAGCAGCCAGAAAUCAAAUCAUGAUGAUGAUGGCAGCCUAAAGUAUACAAGUUUGGCACUGCAAAUAGGAGUACUCUUGGCCUUGGCUGAGCAGCCAGUAUUGGCUGUGACUGGAGAGAAUAACCGGCCAGAACUCCUCUGGGUUUUGACACAAUGGGGGGUUGUUCUCUUUGGAUAUUUCCUUGUCGUGCCACCAAUAAUCAUGUACUGGCUUUGGAAAAGAUGGUACAGAAGAAACUUGCUGGAGAUGUAUUUACAAUUCAUGUGUGUCUUCAUUUUCUUCCCAGGGGUUAUUCUUUGGGCACCAUUUUUAAACUUCAGGAAAUUCCCACGGGACCCUUCCUUGCAGUACCCUUGGUCUGUACCUGAAGAUCCUUCAAAAAUUAGAAGUUCAUACGCAAAGUACCCAUAUGCCGAACCUGAAGAUUAUGAUAAUCUAUGAGAUCAAGACCAAAACACAACAAAUCAGAUGUUCUAUAAAUGUGCGGUUCCCCAAAACUACAUUGUUGUGAAUGUAGGGUUAUACCUGUUUUUCUGCUUUUGAUUACAAAAUGAAUAUAUUGAGUGGGAUUCAGUUGCAAAAUUUACAGGUAACCCUUCAAAAUGGCACUUUCUAUGUGGAAUAAUAUGGUUUGAAAUCCGUAAAA
Messenger RNA from Glycine soja, 872 nucleotides. RefSeq names its product NAD(P)H-quinone oxidoreductase subunit L, chloroplastic. The transcript is spliced from 5 exons. Gene Ontology annotation, molecular function: oxidoreductase activity, acting on NAD(P)H, quinone or similar compound as acceptor. The record is from RefSeq and is a predicted model, not a curated record. The coding region runs from base 80 to 667 and encodes 195 amino acids. Lineage: Eukaryota; Viridiplantae; Streptophyta; Magnoliopsida; Fabales; Fabaceae.